This is a messenger RNA of Cylas formicarius (sweet potato weevil), 822 nucleotides long. Its product is annotated as N-acetylneuraminate lyase-like. The transcript has 6 exons. The coding region runs from base 98 to 712 and encodes 204 amino acids. Lineage: Eukaryota; Metazoa; Arthropoda; Insecta; Coleoptera; Brentidae. Gene Ontology annotation, biological process: N-acetylneuraminate catabolic process. Gene Ontology annotation, molecular function: N-acetylneuraminate lyase activity; 4-hydroxy-tetrahydrodipicolinate synthase activity. The record is from RefSeq and is a predicted model, not a curated record.
CGUCGUCAUCAUCAGUUCCGAGCCUUGUUGCGAAGGCGGCUGUUUAGUUACUGCAGUAUAAUUUGUUAAGCACAAGCUAAACUACGAUAUCCGUAAAAUGAGAACUUACGAUUUUCGCGGAAUCAUGAUUCCUGUAUUGACGGCUUUCCAUGACGACAUGUCGCUUAAUUUGGACGCCAUCCCAAGAUACGCUGAAUAUCUGGCACAGAACGGGAUCCAAGGAAUUUUAAUUACAGGUACGAUCGGCGAAGGGAUGAGUAUGAAUUUGGACGAACGCAAGAUGCUCAUCGAAGCCUGGGCGAAAACCGUGAAGGUGACCCACCAGCACUUGAUGGUACAAGUGGGCGGAACUUGCCCCCCAAACGUGUUGGAACUGGCUCGUCACGCGGAGAAUUGUGGGGCCGACUCCUUGCUGUGCCUGCCGGAGAUUUAUUACAAACCGAAAACUACCAAAGAGCUUGUCGCUUACUUCAAACUGGUUUCUGCGUCUGCGCCGGAAACACCUCUGAUUUUUUACAAUUCUCCAACAAUCACCGUAGGCCAUGUGAACAUAUUAGAUUUUUUGAGGGAAGCCGAAGUAGAAAUUCCAACGUUGCGAGGAAUUAAGUUUGCGGAUGACACCUUUAAUCGAGCUUACGACGUUCUCAAAGCAGUCGACGGCAAGUACGUCGUCUUCAUUACCAACAAUACGAUGCUUACGUGCCCAGGUUGAAAGCAGCAGCGAAUUUUGUUCUGCCCAUUAAACUGGGGUCAGUCAGAUCGCCGUUGGAAGCAUUGGGUGAUGAAGAUUUACAAGUCCUAUUAGGUGAACUGAAACCAUGG